This is a messenger RNA of Rhipicephalus microplus (southern cattle tick), 3066 nucleotides long. Its product is annotated as kelch-like ECH-associated protein 1. NCBI's taxonomy places the organism in Eukaryota, Metazoa, Arthropoda, Arachnida, Ixodida, Ixodidae. The record is from RefSeq and is a predicted model, not a curated record. Gene Ontology annotation, molecular function: protein binding.
GCGAGUGACGACGGGGAACGUCAGCAGUGCCGGGAAACGACAACGGUUGCGCGAUCGGGAGACGUCGUCAAAGCCGUGCGUCGAUUCGCACCCCGAAUGUGUCGCCGGACGAUUGGAAACAUAACGACGCCUGGAGCAGAGGAUUUUUCGAUAGUCGCCAAGAAUUACGAUCGCGACAUCGUGCUGCAUGCUCGCAAUGGACGGACACCAACCGUCGGAGUCAUCUGGCGCACGGCCGGACUGUCAAGAAGGUGAAGGACGUGGUCUGGUGUGCCGGGUGUGCCGACCGUGGUCCGCGCGGAGGCGCCGACCGGGCAGCCGGUGUUUCCGGGUGGGGGCGCGACGUGCGGACGACGACCAAGACGCUUCCUCGCCGAGGUCUUCGCCGCAGCCGUCGUGGUCGUCCGGCGACGGCGACUGGGAAGACCUGGCCGAACAGCGACGGUCGUCAUCGUACCCUCGCGAGGUCCUGACGUCGCUCGAGUCCCUGUGGCGAGAGCGGACGCUAUGCGACGUCGAGAUCGACGCGUCCGGCGAAGGCGUCGUCCAGGCACACAGAGUGGUGCUUGCGGCCGGCAUUCCGUACUUCAGGGCCAUGUUCACGAGCAACCUGCGCGAGUCGCAGGCGCACAGGGUCUCCAUCAGGGGCGUCGGCCUGCGAGCCAUGGAACUCAUCGUGCGCUUCGCCUACACCGGUCGCAUCGAAGUGGACGAGAAGAACGUCUGCCAGCUACUGCUCGCCGCCAACAUGCUACAGGUGCAACGCAUAACAAACGCCUGCUGCAGAUUCCUCGAGCGCCAGCUGGACCCUUCCAACUGCAUCGGCAUCGCAGAGUUCUGCCAGCAGCACCACAUACGCGAACUGCAAGACCGCGCCGAGCGCUUCGCCGAGCAACACUUCUCAAUGGUGUGUAGACUGGACGAGUUCCUCUCCCUGCCGCGGCCCCGGCUGUUCGAGCUGCUGCGCAGGGACGGUCUCAACGUGAGCAGCGAGGUCGAAGUGUACGAGGCCCUGGUGCGCUGGGUGCGCCACGACGAGCGCCGGCGCGCCGGAGACCUCGAGCGCGCCCUGAAGAAGGCGGUGCGCUGCCACCGGCUCGCUCCGAGCUUCCUGCGACGUCAGCUGGCCCACUGCGCCCUCCUGAGGGACACGCCCGGCUGCGCCGACUACCUCGCGGACGUGGUGCGGGACCUGACCUCGCACCGAGGCUGCAGCUGCUGCGGCGAGCGAUGUCCCAGCGUGCCGUCCCUGCUGUACGUGGCCGGCGGCUACCUGCGCCGCUCGCUGAACACGGUGGACUGCUUCAGCGCCGAGUCCGACUCGUGGAGCGCGCUGCCGCCGCUGCCCUUGGAGCGGAGCGGUCCCGGAGGCGCCUUCCUCGGAGGACUGCUGUACGUGGUCGGCGGUCGAGUGCUCCGGCCGCCCACCGAACUGGGCGAGGACGUGCCCGUGGUGCACUGCCUCGACCCGGCGCGCAACUGCUGGAGCGAGCGCUGCCCCAUGGGCGUGCCGCGGCACAGGCUGGGCGUCGCCGUGCUCGACGGUCUACUGUACGCCGUCGCUGGAUCACACGGCACCAACUGCCUCAGCAGCGUCGAGAGGUACGACCCGUCGACGGACGAGUGGACAAGCGUGGCCAGCCUGUCCCUGGCGCGGUACGGCCUGGGCGCUGCCGUCGUUCGGCGGCGGCUCUACGCCGUGGGCGGCUGCGACAGCACCACGAAGUUCGGCACGGUCGAGCGAUACUGCCCCGAGCUUGACCGCUGGGACGUCGUGGCACCCCUGAAGGUGCCCCGCAGCGGAGCAGGAACCGUUGCUUUUGGCAAGCACAUCUACGUCAUUGGCGGCUACGAUGGUCGAGGCCAAGUCACCUCCGUCGAGCGCUACGACACGGACCUCGACUUCUGGGAGAUGGUGGCCCCCCUCAACACACGAAGAAGUGCCCUCAGUGCCGCUGUCCUGGACGGAAAGAUCUUUGCUUUAGGUGGCUACGAUGGCCAGGAGUACCUGUCUACCGUGGAAGUGUACGACCCCACUACAAAUGUGUGGACUACGGGGCAUCCUAUGCCUUCGUGCAAGAGUGGCCAAGCCUCCUGCUCUUCCCCGGCGCCUUGUGUGCUCCACAAGGUCUCAUGACUCUUAAGACCCUUCGCCACAUCCAUACUGUUGUCUGCUCGACACUCUCGGUACAUGGCAGAACGCUAUACAGUUCAGCGAGUGAAUAGGACUGCUUUGUGCAUACGACAGAGUUCGAGAUGCUAUUAUUUCUGUGUACACAGCUACUACCUUGUGAUUAUAAACAGCAACAAUGUUGAAAUGACUAAAGCUUUAAGUUCACAGGCUGAUACAAUAAACGAGUGUAUAAACAAAUAUUCAAGUGUUUAAAGUGACACUUAAAUGAAACAUUCAAUCAGAUUGGAUUGAUAUACUCUACUCCGAGAACUCUAAUGUAAAUAUUUGACCACGAGAUGUCACGUACAUAAUUAAAUUAAAAGAAAUUAAAGCUUCAUUUUUAAACUUUAUGCUGAAAUCACUGCGCAUUAUACCACAGAUUUCAAAAGUGUGCUUUUCGUAUUUUAGUGACACUGACUUAACGAAAUUUCGUGAAAUUGGAAAUGUUAAAUCUUGGGCCCCAAGACAAUAUGCUUUCAUUUUACUGAUUCGGACCUACGAAGGACCUAGUAGGAGCCAUCAAAAUCUGUGACAACCAGACGUUUAGUACGGUGAAUUCCAGGCGGUAUUGUCACCCGCACCUUCUUUUAGCACAUUUUCUCAUUUACCAGGUAUCUUCUCACAUAAGUAGUAAUUUUAAAAUUUUGACAGUAAUUUACUGAUAUACAGAAAUUUGUUAUUCUCUUUAGUGUCUCUUUCAAUAAUGACAAAUCAUUUGCCUUUCUCGCUAUGAGAAGUCCCACAAUGCCUCCACUCAUCGUAAAUUUAAUUAAAGUGAGAUGGAGCAUACUGUCUUCUAUGUAACCGAAUGUGUCUGUCGUGGCUGUGCAGAAGUUCCGACUCCAUAUUGUUGUUGUUUCAAAAUAAAUGGCAUUUUAUGCUUGGCUCUACUA